CCUAAUUAGUGUCAUUUGGUUCUAGGAGUUAGGCUGCAGAAGAUCUUCUGAAUAGGCUAUUUCAAGGGUUAGACCUCUGGGGAUUCCAAGUACGCACUCAGGCUCGUUAAGGUGAGAAAUAGCCCACUUUCAAAUAGGCCUAGAUGUGAGCAUAUACAACUUUAGUCUAAGACAUACUGUAUUUUCCAGUAAGAUUUGUCCAACGACCAUAAUAUUAGAACGCAUAGGCUAUUCAACACAGCAAAUUAUUCAAAUAAUGUAGUGAUGCUAACACAGGUUAAUAUAUAGGGCUAGGCGUCACAGUGUCUGGCUUUUGGAAAUUCUUUAUAUCAUUUUUAUAGAACUGAUUAGGCCCCUAUCCAUUUUUAUGUGUGACAUUUAGUUGAUUUGUGUAUCUGUUUGCGUUCUUUUUAAGACUUUGGAUGGGUUACACACAGCUGCGUGUCUGAAAUAGUGGACAGUGACUCCUACCAGACCUCGGGUCGACAACAGAUUGAGAACCAUCGGAUGCCCAAAUCCUCCGGUGUACCAUCGCCUUCAGGCCCAAUGAUUAUUCCGACCAGUGCCCCCAACAAAUCCCUCAAUGCAGUCCGGCUAAAGGACACCGAGCUGGAACCACGUCGAAUUGAGUCAAGAGAGAAUGCCUCACGGUUGCAAAGAGCCAUGUCUCACCUUCAGGAGUCAGGUUAGCAUAUUUUCGUUAUUGCAGGCCUACAUUUCGAUUUAUGGACUAUUUCAGUCAGCUGUCUGUGGACUUUGAACACAUUUUCUGUCUCAUUAGAAUAUUCAGACAACAACCAUAUUGCAUUAGGCCUACAACCGAUUUAAAUGUCAUGUUUAUAUUUUUUUCCCAGAAUGUAUAUCUGACAUGAAUGUAGCCUAACAUUUAAAUUCAGAUGACAUUAUGUAAAGAAUGUUUGACAGCCUAAACGUAUUGCAUCUAAUAUUACCAUCUGCAUGUCCCUCUCCCUCUUGCUCAUGCUCCCCUCUGUGUGUUUUGCAGGCUGGUACUGGGGCCCCAUGACAGCUGCUCAGGCUAAGCAGGUUCUGAUUGAUGCUCCAGAGGGGACUUUCCUUUUGCGGGACAGCUCCUACCAGGGCUACCUCCUCACCCUGUCUGUGAAGACCAGCCUUGGCCCCACACACCUCCGCAUAGAGCAUGCCACUGGCAUGUUUGGCUUCGACUCUGUAAUUGUGGCACGGCCACGACUGCGGCAGUUUGAGGGUGCUGUAGAUCUGGUGCAGCACUAUGCCCUGACUUACAAGCAUCUGGCAAGUCAAAAGGAUGGACUCAGGGCUCAAAAUGACACAGGGGGGGGUAACCCUUUGGCCCCUACAGAGAAAACUCUGCAGCUCAAGCUCACCCGGCCCCUCCAUAAAGUCUCCCCUAGUCUCCAGCACCUUUGCCGCAUCACUAUUAACCAACAUUCUCGCUGUCACCAAGACUUACCCUUGCCUAGGCGGCUACAGGACUUUUUGCUGGAAUACCCUUUUGUGCUGUAGGAAAUGUUAAUCAGAUUUUUUGAUACUCCUGAAUUAGACAAUUUCGAUCAAUGUCCUAAUAUAGUGCUGAAAAUGGGCUUUCCUUUUCCCCCCACCUCGUCAGCUGUAUACACGCUGGUUCCUAGAUUACAAUUUAGCAGAUUUCUCUACAGAUAUCAGAGGCAAAAUGUACCUACUUGGGGUAUAUUAUUAUUUCCUGAAAUAUCACCAUCUUAGGUUAGUUAAACUAAAUCAACAAUUGAGAGUACUGAAAUGGAAUGCUGAAAAAAAGAACAUGCAAAAGAAAAUGCCAAAGGGGAAUAGAUAAGAGGUUUGUUAUUGUUAUAUAAACAGUAUUGAAGAAAGAUUAUUGCAUUAGAAAUGGACCACAUUAAUUAAAAACACAAUACACUAUUUCAGCCAAUUCCCCUCAUACCAUGGCUGUUAUUGUGGAGGAUUUUUAAUGAAUAUCAAUCAUGAAGAUUUCCAGAUUUCCUUGCUGAAAAGGUGGCUGAUCUGAGUGUCCUAUCCAUUCCCAUUUUUUCUGAAUCCUGAAGUGUAACUUGGUUAUUAUCAAGGCUGUGUAGUUUCAGCUGAUCUCACUAACUUUUCGUUUUUUUGAAGACUGUCAUUGUGCUAAAUCAAUAUCAGGUCUAAAUUAGGUUUCCUUAUAGAUCUUUGAUAUGCUGAAAUAACCAUCUCUUGAACUGAGGAAUAACACAAUAACAAACAGCAAAAUGCUGCUUGUGAAGCUUCCUCAUAUUCUCCAACACUGCCUUAUUUAUAAAUGAGAGUGCGCUUUCUAUCAUGGUUUAUUUGCGACCAUUUUGCAGAGCCAUUUCGAUAUGACAUUGAUCUGUUUUCAUCUGUGACAGUAGCCAAAUUAACUCCAUUAAUAUUGUUGUUAUUUUUUAUGAUGAUCACUGGUCUAUGUCUCAAGGUCGGGGGAAUUGGCCAAUUGAAACAAUGUAAGAAUGUAAUGUGAGAGAGUGUUGCAUGUUUUCUAUUUUUUUGUGGUUAUACUUUGGUUAAGUUGUUUUACAGGGAGCAUUAAAAUCUUGUGUUGGUUAAAAAAAAAUCACUGUCUCUGUUUGUUUAUCAUUUUGGACUUGAGGGAAUAUGAUUAAAUAUAGAAUUGUUGUUUUUAAUCAUUAGACUGAAUACGUUCCAGAACAUUUUAGUUACUAUAAGCCUCGCAUGGGAGGCUACAAUAAACC
Molecule: messenger RNA, 2699 nt
Organism: Coregonus sp. 'balchen'
Lineage: Eukaryota; Metazoa; Chordata; Actinopteri; Salmoniformes; Salmonidae
Source: the annotation of a GenBank genome assembly